Molecule: messenger RNA, 471 nt
Organism: Phragmites australis (common reed)
Lineage: Eukaryota; Viridiplantae; Streptophyta; Magnoliopsida; Poales; Poaceae
Product: 26S proteasome regulatory subunit 6A homolog
Exons: 4
Coding region: 1-471 (156 amino acids)
Biological process (GO): proteasome-mediated ubiquitin-dependent protein catabolic process
Cellular component (GO): proteasome regulatory particle, base subcomplex
Molecular function (GO): proteasome-activating activity
Source: RefSeq, a predicted model, not a curated record
AUGGCCGUGGACGACCAGCUCACCUCCAUGCCCACAGAGGACAUCCUCAGGAACUGUCGCCUCCUUGACAACGAGACCCGCAUCUACAAGGUGCAGAACCCUAGCCCCGCUGUGCACCACCCCGUUAUGGAGUUUAGGGUGAUAGCUGCAACAAAUUGUGCAUAUAUUCUUGAUCCUACUUUGUUGCGAUCUCGUCGUCUGGACCGGAAGAUUGAGUUCCCUCAUCCAUCAGAAGAAGCAAGAGGUAGAAUCUUGCAGGACCAGUAUGAUCUUUUUUCAAUAAUCAAAACAACUUUGUUCUAUGUGCAUUCAACUGAUGAUUUCAAUGGUGCUGAGCUAAAGGCAGUUUGUGUAGAAGCUGGCAUUCUUGCUCUACGGCAAGAUGCUACAGAGGUAACACAUGAGGAUUUCAACGAGGGAAUCAUCCAAGUGCAAGCAAAGAAGAAAUCCAGCUUGAAUUACUACGCAUAG